Arachis duranensis is the source of this 462-nucleotide messenger RNA. RefSeq lists its product as uncharacterized. Bases 1 to 462 code for a protein of 153 amino acids. The transcript has a single exon. The record is from RefSeq and is a predicted model, not a curated record. Lineage: Eukaryota; Viridiplantae; Streptophyta; Magnoliopsida; Fabales; Fabaceae.
AUGUCCCCAUAUCAGCUGGUGUAUGAUAAAGCUUGUCACUUACCACUGGAGCUAGAACACAAGGCUCUAUGGGCUAUCAAGAUACUAAAUUUUGACAGCAUUGCUGCUGGUGCAAAGAGAAUCUUACAGUUGCAAGAGAUGGAGGAAUUCAGGUCACAAGCCUAUGAAAAUACCAAGAUGUAUAAGGAGAAGGCAAAGAGAAGACAUGACUCACAUCUUGCACCCAGGAGUUUCAAAAGGGGGCAGCGAGUGCUCCUAUACAAUUCCAAACUAAGACUGUUCCCAGGAAAACUCAAAUCAAGGUGGUCCGGACCCUUUCUUGUCACAAAGGUCUCGCCGUAUGGACACGUAGAAGUCAUGGAUGAAGUUUCAGAAAAGACUUUUACAGUGAAUGGACAAAGACUCAAGCAUUAUCUGGGCAACAUGGGGGAAAACCCCAGGAUGAAAUACCAUCUCAAGUAA